UAUCAGGUAGAUAAGAACCGUGCACAGUGUACCUACAAUCGGUACACAUUGUAGUGCAAAUAACCGCCAUGAGAUCAACGUUUGUGUGCUACUUUUGCAUCCUGUUCAAAAUUACGAUGUCGGCGCUGACUCCCCAAGAGAGAUUGUGCCAGAAUUUUGGGAGCUGUGACCUUUGCAUACAGGCGGAAACGUACUGUGGUUGGUGCUUUCAAGAGAACUUCAAAAGUGACCGAUGCGGGCCAUUAGAAAGCUUGGUAAGAGACGGCUGCGAUAAAAGCAACAUAUUGCAAAGUUCCGAGGACUCAAAGAUCUUGGAUAUGGAAAAUAAAGAUUUCAGAGGUGUUACAAACCCGGACAAUAUCGAGGACUCAAUACAACUUAAACCCCAGAAGGUUUCUGUACAGAUUAAAGCGAAGCAACCGAUCAACUUUCAGUUCGUUUAUCGACCGGCAGAAGAUUACCCGUUGGAUCUGUACUACCUUAUGGACUUAACCGAGACGAUGUAUAAGGACAUAGCAACCAUGGCAACCUUGGGUGCCGAUCUUACUAAACUUCUCCAGCAGUUAUCGAAGAAUUUUCGCGUCGCCUUUGGUUACUACUCUGACAAGGUGGCGUUUCCUUUCUCGCGAAUGGCACCCCACUUCCUGGAGAACCCCUGUGAGCCCUACGGACAAACCUGCGAGAAGCCCUUCAAUUUCGUGCACAAGUUGAACUUCACCAAUGACGUGGAGAAAUUCGUCAAUACGGUGAACGCAAGCAAAACCACGUCAAAUUUAGACAACUUGGAAGGCGGAAUGGACGCGCUCUUGCAAAUUAUCUACUGCGAGGACUACAUAAAGUGGAGAAAGAACUCGCGAAAAUUAAUCGUGAUCGCCACUGACGGCCUAAUGCACUUCGCGGGCGAUGGCAUUUUGGUUGGGGCCGUUAAGCGAAAUACCGGAAAAUGUUUCUUGGACCAAGACGGUAUCUACAGCCGCUCGCUGGAUUACGACUACCCAUCCUUGGGAGAGGUCUUUCGCCAGUUGGCGUUUCACAAGAUGAACGUGCUUUUCGCGGCCAAAGAGGAUGCCCUAAAAUACUACGAGAAAGUGAUCAAGACACUUCCGUACGUGUCUUCUGUGGGGAAGCUUGCGGAAAAGUCGACUAAUGUACUUAAUUUGGUCACGGAGGGUUACUUCAAUGUCGUUCGGAACGUUUUCUUUGUGGCGCUUGCAAGCGAAAACAUCAAAGUUACAUUUAAGACCAAUUGCAACACGUUGACAGGUUGGAACGUGUCCAGCGCGUGUGAUAAUGUUGAAGUUGGCAAAGAGUACGUUUUCGACGUAACUUUAGAGGUGGACGCAGUUCCUGACAGGUUAAAGAGGGAAACUAUUAUAAUAGAAGAGAAGAAUAUCGCGGAGAAAAUCAUAAUCGACGUGGAAUAUAUUGGAAAGUGCGAAUGUGAUGAGGAAACCGAGAAGAACUGUUCGGGAAAUGGUGUACACAGGUGCGGAAUAUGCGAAUGUGAAGAGGGAUGGAAGGGAGACAAUUGUGAAAUCAGUUGCAAAAACCAACGGUUUGAAGAGUGUCGGGAGAAAAAUGACACGUACACUUCAGGUACAUGCUAUGGGCGAGGCGAUUGCGAAUGUGGAAUGUGUAUUUGCGAUGAAGGAUACACGGGAGAGUUUUGCCAAGAUAAGCAGUGCAUGAUGGACAAACAAGGAGACAUAUGUGGAGGUUUGGUGCGAGGUAUUUGCGAGGAAGGAAAGUGUAUCUGCAAGGCUGGAUUUACCGGUGAAGACUGCUCGUGCCCGACAUCAAACAAAAGGUGCAAAGCGCCCGGUAGCGACAGAGUAUGUAGCGACGAGGGGACAUGCAAAUGUGGAGUGUGCGUUUGCAAUCAAGACUACAGUGGGGAGUUCUGCGAAAUUUGCCCUACUUGCAAGGGAUUAUGUUCCAAUUACGAGGACUGUGUUUUGGAAACAGUUGUAGAGCACAGUUCGACUAAGUGCACAAAUGAUGGCAAGCCCUUUGUCAUCAGAACGUUAAAUCAGUCGAUUGCUGUCGACGGCUCAACUUGUCAUCUUCGGCACGAGAAGGAAGGUGGAUUCAUUUGCGAUGCACAAUUCCGUUACAUUAUUGGCAAGGACCGAACGGUCGAGCUGGAAAUUUACGACGAAUGUGCUAAACCAGUACAGGCCGGUGUUGUGAUAGGGAUUAUUAUAGGAGCCGUGCUCGGCGCCGGAAUCAUGGCCAUAUUGGGGUGGAAAGUGAAGUUAAUGAACGACGAUAGGCGCGAAUAUGCGGAAUUUAAAAGGGAAAUCCAAAGGAAUAAGAUGCUUGAAGAGAAUCCAUUGUAUAAUUCGCCCAUUCGCACAUACGAAAUGCCGAUCGAAUUGCAAAAAUUACGCAGAAACUAGUACUACUAAACUAAUGCUUUAGGGCUGUGUUUAUAAGGAUGUAACACUAAGCUAAAUUGUUAUUCUGAAGCUGGUGUAAAAGACGAUUGUAAUGUGUGUUCGCAAAACGGGUCUCGUUUAUUAUAGAAAAACCAACGUGUUUGAUCUAAUCCGAUUUGAUUCGUAGUUUGAUUCAUUCUUCAUUCAUUCAUUCAUUGUAAUUGUAACUAUUGUAAUUAACAUAAGAUGUAGGGUAAUUGUUUUGUAUUAGUUGCUUGUCAAUUUUUUUGGGUGUUUGCUUUAUAAAUUUGAAUUUGCAAGGCCUGUAAAACAAGGUGCAAGGUUUGUAAAACUAAAAUAGACAGUUGAGGGAAGAGCCGUACUUAAGGGUAGGUAACUUUGUUCAUUUGUUUGAGAUGUCACAUACGUAAUGCUAAAAUACAAUUGCGAGAAAACUC
Photinus pyralis (common eastern firefly) is the source of this 2836-nucleotide messenger RNA. Its product is annotated as integrin beta-nu-like. The transcript has 10 exons. Gene Ontology annotation, biological process: cell-matrix adhesion; integrin-mediated signaling pathway; cell migration. Bases 69 to 2399 code for a protein of 776 amino acids. The record is from RefSeq and is a predicted model, not a curated record. Lineage: Eukaryota; Metazoa; Arthropoda; Insecta; Coleoptera; Lampyridae. Gene Ontology annotation, molecular function: integrin binding. Gene Ontology annotation, cellular component: focal adhesion; cell surface; integrin complex.